GAGCCACUCUGCCAGUUUGUGCAGCACUUAGCUCCGAUCGAGCUGCUCUCUCGAUGCGCCGACGAAAAGGGAAAAAAAAAAAAGGACACGACGGAGAGAUGCAGAAUCUCCGACGGGACAGAUAGCCGAGAGUUCAAGCUCCUUCGGCCUUCCAGAUGAAGGCCUGGUGAUCGAUCGAACGAGGGAACCGGAGGAAGAGGUAAUCCCAUGGAAAUUGGUCAUUCAUUCUCAAAAUGUCUCGAUAGGAUAAAAGAACAGAGAAGCCAUCGUAUGACACAUGGCUCUGAUGAGGUGAAGAUGAGCAUACGCUCAUAGGAGAGUUUCCGUGUGUCGAUCGCUUGCAUAGGAAUGCCUUGAGACGCUGCACCAAAAGUCAAAAAAUUCUAUCUGCUACUUGGACGAGGAAGAGGGACUAGAUUAACACUAGCACCUAUUCCCUUCAUAAAAUUGAUCAUCGUUUGCAUCAGCUGGCAACAGCUAAUAAUGGAUGGGUUGCAGAAUGGGAUGACAAAUGGUGCGAUGAAGGGUAUAUCAAGGGAGCUAGUAGCUGUGGUUCGGUCAAACAGCCUGUGUCCAAAACAUAACCUCGUCCUCAGAGUACACACUCCGUCAUCGUUCAAGGAGAGUGGGGGGCUUGAUAUUCAUUACGAGAUACAAAGUGAAGUUUUGGACGAGGCAUCUACAUCAAUGUCCAAGCCUCAGCACAUUGCAGGUGUCCCAGACAUUGCUGUGAAGACUACUUCUGGAGAUCUCAUUGCUGUUGGAGAGAAUAGGAAUACAGAGUCGUGGCGUGGCGUAAGGCAGAGAGAUGAAUCUGAGAUUGGGCAACUCCUUAUCUACCUCCUGGGAGUGCAGAUAAAAUCAAUACAACUUCUAAGGCAUCGGUCCUACCAGCCACCCACCCCCGUCUUGGGUCUUUUUAUGGAUGGAUUGGAGGUAUAUAGCAUAGGAUAGAUAAUAUUCAAAGCUAGUCCAAACAAGA
This is a messenger RNA of Geodia barretti, 982 nucleotides long. The record is from the annotation of a GenBank genome assembly. NCBI's taxonomy places the organism in Eukaryota, Metazoa, Porifera, Demospongiae, Tetractinellida, Geodiidae.